This is a messenger RNA of Stylonychia lemnae, 909 nucleotides long. The record is from the annotation of a GenBank genome assembly. Lineage: Eukaryota; Ciliophora; Spirotrichea; Sporadotrichida; Oxytrichidae.
AUGAAGAAAUACAUUGCUAUUGCCUCGGCUUUACUACUUGGAACUGCUAACGGUUUAUAUAGUCCAGAUAAUUUAAACAAUAACCUAUUAACCAACGAACUAAAAAAUCAUAAAAAGUCUGAGAGACAUUCUCUUCUAUAAACUUCUCUAAGCUAAACAGAGGCAAAAAAUGUUUUAAAAGAUUACUUAAAAAUUGACAAGCUAAUUGAUCAUUAUGAAGCAGAGCUUUUAUCAGUUAGUUAGGGCUCAACUAUCACAUAGUUCUAUAUUAAUGGCAAGGAGAUCAAAGAUCCACUUAGCAAUGAACUAAUUAAACUUUACAUGGUUUAAUAAACCAUGCUAUCAGGAGCAGAUAUUAUUACUAUCCUUGAUCUUAUUCAGCAGCUUAAUAUCAAAGAUUACAAAUACCUUGAUAUAAAGGGACUCAAGGAAUUCUUUGCCAAUGAUAUUGCUAGUACUCCCAAAGUUUAAGAAGAUGUGAGAGGGUAUAUAUCACGCUACUCUCCUUCAACAUAUGGAUUAUCAUCUCAGAUAAGAAGUGUCCAAGCCAGUCCAUUGAUUAUUCCUGGAGUACCAUUAGAUUUAUUUAGAGUAUAACAAUCAAGACUAAAUGAUAAGUCUAAAUUAUAAAGAACUUAGAGCUUACAUAUGAAAAGGAACAAUGGAUGGGAGUCAAGCACCAAGAAUAAUUUUGAACCAAAGGUAUAAAUGUCACUAGGAAUGGCGCGAUAAUAAUCCUUUGAUUCACAUUUUCACAUAGAUUUUGAUGAUAUGUCAGUAGCAGCUCCCCUAAAUAUAAUAAUACCAAACGAAUAUCAAAUGAGAGAAAAAAGAAAAUAAUUAGGGGCAAUCUAUAUUCCUAGAGAAGAGUCAUUUCCUUCCUAUGUUCAAAGUCAGCUUAGAAGAUGA